Molecule: messenger RNA, 585 nt
Organism: Brachypodium distachyon (stiff brome)
Lineage: Eukaryota; Viridiplantae; Streptophyta; Magnoliopsida; Poales; Poaceae
Product: putative F-box protein At3g16210
Exons: 1
Coding region: 1-585 (194 amino acids)
Molecular function (GO): protein binding
Source: RefSeq, a predicted model, not a curated record
AUGGAUGCUCUGCUGCCUGAAGACGUUCUGGCGGAGGUCCUAGGCCGCCUCUCGCCGCGGAGCCUUGCGGCGUUACGCUGCGUCUGCAAGGGCCUGCGAGAUAUCGUCGACGACCGCCGUCUGCUGCGAGCGGACCUCCUUCCUCACUCGCUAGGCGGGAUCUUCAUCAACUUCAACGCUCUGGAAGUCUCCGAAUUCUUCUAUCCCUUGGUCGGCCCAGCUGCAAACUCCGGCAACCUCACGUCACGCGUCGAUGACCACUGCAACGGCCUCGUCUUGCUCGACGACGGCUGCGUGGUUAACCCCGCCACGCGACAAUGGGCACGCCUGCCGCCCCUGCCCACACUACGCGCAAACCAAAUGAGGGCCGCCUUCUACAAAGCCGGGGUCAGGUAUCUCGCCUUCGACCCCAGCGUCGCCCCUCACUACGAGGUUUUCUUGAUCCCCCAUAUCCCCCACAAGACCGAGUUAGGCCCAGUAUCGGAGGGCUAUGAUGUUUACAUGGGCAUUAAGAAGUUUAUCGAAGGGUCUUUUCCUUUCACGCCUUGCUGGAUGGGAGAAUUAUCCGAGAAAGGGUUGACUUAG